Molecule: messenger RNA, 778 nt
Organism: Rhea pennata
Lineage: Eukaryota; Metazoa; Chordata; Aves; Rheiformes; Rheidae
Gene: IL18
Product: interleukin 18
Biological process (GO): cellular response to lipopolysaccharide; immune response; positive regulation of gene expression
Molecular function (GO): cytokine activity
Source: RefSeq, a predicted model, not a curated record
UGAUUUCCGAUGCAGCCCGUCCGGGCGGCCGCUUCUGUCGACGGGUGAUGCAAGGCGGUGCCAGACCCACCUCCGCGCCGCGGACAUCUCCCACUUGGCGGAGCUGCGGCGCGGCGGCGAGACGCGGGCGGCGGCGGCAGCGGCGGCGCAGCGCGGCCGAGGAGCGAGAGUGAAGAUGAGUGAUGAAGAUAUUCUUGUGUGUGCAGUACAACUUGGAAAAAACUUCUGCCUCUAUUUUACAGAUGAUGAUGAGCUGGAAUGUGAUGCCUUGUGUAAGGAAAAAACUCUCCAACAACGAGUCUUCCGAAACGUAAAUAGCCAGCUGCUUGUGUUUCAACCAACUUUAAACGUGGCAGCUUUUGAAGACGUGACAGAUCAGGAGAUGAAGUCUGGCAGUGGAAUGCACUUCAACAUUCACUGUUACAAAACUACUACGCCUUCAGCAGGGAUGCCUGUUGCAUUCAGCAUCCAGAUAAAUGAUAAGAAUUAUUACAUGUGUUGUGAGAAAGAACAUGAGAAAAUAACGGUUCGAUUUAGGGAAGGAGAAGUUCCCACAGAAAUUCCUUGUGAAAGUAACUUUAUCUUCUUCAAAAAGACAUUUACACCUUGUAGCUCCAGAGCAUUCAAGUUUGAAUAUUCACUAGAACAAGGAAUGUUCUUGGCCUUUGAGAAAGAAGGAGGCUUAAGAAAAUUAAUUUUAAAGAAAAUGUCAAAAGAAGAUGAAGUGGAUGAAACCACGAUUUGUAGCUUAAGUCAAAAUGAAAAUCAUAACCGGUGA